AUGACAAAUAAAAACAAUAAUUAUAGUUUGUGGAUAGGUAAUAUACCUUUUGAUAUAACAGAAAAUGAGCUUUAUGAAAUUUUAUGUAAAGUGGGUGUAGUUAGAAAUGUACGAAUAAAAUAUGAUGUGGAUAAAAAUAUGAGUAAAGGUUUUGCUUUUUGUGAAUAUAAGGAUGUGGAAACAUGUUUGUUGGCUUUUAAAUAUAUUAACGGAUAUGAAAUUAAAGGAAGAAAAUUAAAAGUUUUUUGGGCUAAUGAAGAAUAUAAAGAUAAAUAUGGACAUCCCACAUCAUACAAUAAUAAUAAUAAUAAUGAUAAUUUAAAAAGUAAUAAUUUAUGUGAUAAUCAUAUAAAUAAUAAAUUUUUAAAUAAUAAUAAUAAUAAUAUAUCAUUAUAUAAUCCUAAUUCAUUUACAAAUAAUUCAUUUAUAAAUAAUUCAUUUAUAAAUAAUUCAUUUAUAAAUAACUCAAAAACUUUAAUAAAAAAUAAAUAUGAUAAAAAAAAAGUACCAAUAUUAUAUAAUGAAGAUGAUAUGAAAGAAGAAAAGAAUUCGACAAACAUACAUAAUUCACAUAUACUAAAUAAUAAUAUAGAUAAAUCAAAUAUUAUGAUAAAUAAUACAAACAAUGAUAAUUAUAUAAAAGUAAAUAUUUCCAAUAUUGUUCAUACACUCACGACCUCCCAAAUUAUUUAUAUUCUAUCAUAUUUUAAAAAACUUGCUGUACAUAACGGAAAGGAAUUAAUGUGUUAUUUACGGAAAAACAAAAAUAUUACCUAUGCCUUAUUACAUAGCUUAUUUAUUCUGAAUAUUAUUAAUGAUUAUAACCAUAUGAAUUCUUUAGAGGUUUAUACAAAUUAUGAUUCUCUCUUAAACAAGAAAGAGAGAAUUCUACAGAUGAACUUGAGUAAUAUAUCCUUAGAUUAUAAGAAAAAGGACAUAAACAAAAGAGAUGUGGUUUUUAAAAGUAAAAAUAAUAAUAUGACGAUGGCUGAAGCGGGUUCAAAUAAAUUUUUUUUCAACAAUAUGAAGAAGGAAGCACAAUCUACAGGAGUAUACAAAAUGAACAAGUUGGAUAAUGUGAAUAAUGCAACACACAUAAAUGAUCAUCAUAUUAUUAAUAAUAAUAAUAUUGUGAUGAAUAAACCCUUUGUCAGUAAAAAAAAAGAGCAAGAUAAUUUUUCAAAAUCGAAAUGUGGAACAUCCACACUUUACAAUAAUAAAAAAAGGUUUAUACAAAACGCAGAGAGCAUGAAUAGAACAAACUACUAUGAUAAGGGAAUGCAUAAUAUAAAUAAUAAGAAUGGUUCUAGUUUUCUUAUUAAUAAUAAUAGUAAUCUAAGUCUUUAUAAUAACAUGAGGAAGAAAAAGAAAAAAAAGAGAGACUAUAAAAAUGCAGAUGGAAAUAAUAAAACUAAUGCUAAUCAUAAUUUUUCUCACAGAGAUGAUUAUGGUGUAUAUAAGAAGAAAAAGUUGUAUAAUGAUAAGGAUCCUUUGGCCGAUACGAUAAAUGAUGAUAUGUAUAAUAUGAAUAAUGUAAAUAAUAUGAAUAAUAUAAAUAGUAUGAACAAUGUGACGACCAAGGGACUGUAUCAGAACGUAUUUCAUGGGAACACAACACCCAAUAAUGAUAACAGAAAAAAUGAACAAUUUAUAGAUGAAAAUAAUUAUGAAGAAGAUAAAUAUAUGAAUAAUGGUUCUGUCUUAACAAAUGGGACAUAUGAUAAUAAGAUGAAUGAUAUUCCAGAUUAUAUGCGUACAUUAGAUAAAAAGAAUAAUAUUCAUAAUAUGAAUACUAAUAUAUAUUAUAAUAAUUUAGAAAAGAGAGCAGCGGGUGGAUUAUAUAAUACAAAACCGGGUGUAGAGACAUUACCUAGUGAUAGUAUGAAUGAUGAGUUUACACAAAAUAAUAAUAAUAAUAAUAAUAAUUUAUAUGUCCAUGAGAAAAAUAAGACCAACGGAAAUUUAAUCAAGGAUAUGAAAAAGAAAACAAAUAAAACAGCAAAUACAAAUAUAUCCAAGGAUAGUAAUAAUAAUAAUAAUGUUCAUACAAAUUGUGUAUUAUAUAAAAACAAUCAAAAUAAUGAACACGUUGUGUUAGAUGAUAUAUAUAAAAAUAUAGAUUUACCUGAUGAAGAAUUAGUUAAUGAAGUUAUAAAAAAUACAGACAUAUUAAAUAAUAUUUUGAAAUCAAAAAUAGAAAAUAUGAAACUGUGGAAUAAUGAACAAAGAAUACAAGUAUUAUCGAUACAAAAGGCUUUACAAUUAAAAGGAUAUACACUAAAAUGA
Molecule: messenger RNA, 2286 nt
Organism: Plasmodium falciparum 3D7
Lineage: Eukaryota; Apicomplexa; Aconoidasida; Haemosporida; Plasmodiidae
Product: putative CSTF domain-containing protein
Molecular function (GO): nucleic acid binding; RNA binding
Source: RefSeq, a predicted model, not a curated record